AUCUCCCGCUGUGGCGCGUCCCUUCGUGCACGGCGACCGUGAAAGAGUGAGGACACACAGCUAUAGCGUGUGACAAACUAUAGGAGAGAGGGUAGGGUAGGGCACAGGUGUGAGGGGGCGAAGGGAGAGGCGAGCCAUCAUCUGCUCCUCGUGAUGCGCGCCGCGCAUUGCUGCCGCAGCCGCUGCUGAGAGCUGGCCGCUUUCUCCUCUCCCGCUUGAACUCUUCUUCCUCCCAGGCCCCAACUCCGCCCCACUCCCCACUCCAGUCCCCUCGUCGCCGUUUGGCCAAAACCCUAGUGCCCAUCUCGUCCGCCGCCGCCGCCGCCGCGCUCCUGCUGGACUCAGUGAUGCCGGUUCUUGGUCCCGGAAAGCCGCUGGUUUGGUCACCAACCUGCAGGCACCUACUAGUCCUAACUUGAAAUGCAUCAGCCGUUGUACGGCCUCCCACCCAGAUGAAGGUGCAGGUCCAUGAGCAGGAGGGCUCAAAGGGGAUGGGCUCUUCCGGGUGCUCAGAGAUAGUCGAAUUAAUGGAUGAGCCGAAAGAUGCUCGUCCGGACGGGGUCACCCACCUGAGGGUGAGGGUCAAGCAGGUGGGGCAGGAGCAUGGGGCGCGGUCGUGCUCGGUUGAGGAUGAUCUUGACCGGCUCAUCAGAUCGAUCAAUGUGCGAACGUCGGCGAGGGCUUCUGGGCAGACGAGCACAGACAGGAGGCUUAUUGCGCUUGGUAAGUCGCCAGUGUCGAGCUCGGAGAUUGUGGAGUCCGUUAGCCUGAAGCAGGCCCUGAGGAAGAUGUGCAUCUCCCAGGCCUCGGAGAUGGCCGCCAUGAAGAGGUUGCCGAAGCCAACAGUGUUGUCGAAUCCUAAAGAUUCUGGGGCAAUCAAGAAGCUAUAUGCCUCUGUUGUGGUUCAAACCAAUGAGGAGCAAGAUGACAAGAAUAAGGUUGUGAAAGUGCCUGUUUUGCCUGAGAAGGCUGCAGCAAGCUCAUUGGAUAAGUCAGUUGAGACCAAUAAGGGACGCAGUAAGAGCUCGGUGAAGAAUCAUGUGCGAUCAGCAUCUCCAACCACAGCCAAGAUCCAUAAAACCAGAAUCCAAGGUGGGAUCAGCAACAAGUCAUCAGAGGCAGUUGAAGAUCCUUCUGUGGGUACAACACUGGCGAAACAGAGAAAGGGAAAAUCUGCGAAAACAUCUACCAGUCCCCGGGCAGUUCCAGUAGGCGGUUCACGCCUGGUGAGACCAAUGUUUCGGAAUAAAACCUCAACCAAAAAGAAGGUUAAACCUGAACCAUCUGUAGCGGCAGCACCCCAUAAGAAUUGUGAGGCAAAAAGUUCUAAUUCUCACACCGAUAAAAAGCAGGAGGUCCUUCAGGAUGAACCCAGAACUCCAGUACCAACUAACAAGAAGGGUGCUCUCAGCUCUACCUGUGUUGAAGGAGCUGAUUUUGGCACCAAAGGAUGUGGUGUUGGUGUGACCCAUGGUUCGAAGUGUGGUGAGUUGUCAAGAUCAAAGGAAAAGGGUGAAAGCUCCCAAAGCUCGAAGAGCAGCAUUGGUGAUUAUAGCACCAGCACGAGCAUCAGUGAAGAUAGUUAUGGCAGUUUCAGUGCUAAUGGCAGCAGGCCUCACAUGUCAAAAGAUGUGAGAUGGGGAGCCAUUAGGCGCAUGGCUAUCCAACAAGGGAACUUGGGAUUGAAGAACUUCAAGCUUCUCAAACAACUUGGUUGUGGGGAUAUUGGCACUGUUUAUCUGGCCGACUUGGUGGGUUCAGACUGCAUGUUUGCAUUGAAGGUUAUGGACAUUGAGUACCUGAUAAGUAGAAAGAAGAUGCUCAGAGCACAAACUGAGAGGGAGAUACUGCAAAUGCUUGACCACCCAUUCCUUCCAACCCUGUAUUCUCAUUUCACGGCAGACAAUCUAUCAUGCCUAGUAAUGGAGUUUUGUCCAGGCGGUGACCUGCAUGUUCUGAGGCAGAAACAACCUACCAGAACCUUUUCGGAAGCAGCUGCGAGGUUCUAUGUUGCUGAAGUCCUCUUAGCAUUGGAGUACCUCCAUAUGUUGGGGGUCAUAUAUCGUGAUCUAAAGCCAGAGAACAUACUUGUUCGUGAAGAUGGGCACAUCAUGCUUUCUGACUUUGAUCUGUCCCUGAGGUGCUCGGUGAGUCCAAUGCUUGUGAGAUCAUCAUCGGUAGGCAGGGAUGAGCCAAGUAGGCCUUCUGGCCCCUGUGCACAAAGCUGCAUUGAUCCAUUGUGUAUCCAGCCAUCAUGGAGCAAUUCUUCUUGCUUCACGCCCCGGCUGGUUUCUUCUACUACAUCAAGGACACGGAGGCCUAGAGCUGAGCCCCUUAAGAAGCCAUCACUUCCAGAGCUUGUUGUUGAGCCCACGGAUGCAAGAUCAAAUUCAUUUGUUGGGACUCAUGAAUACCUUGCCCCAGAGAUCAUUAGAGGAGAUGGCCAUGGUAGCUCGGUUGAUUGGUGGACUCUUGGCAUCUUCCUUUAUGAAUUGCUCUAUGGGAAGACACCAUUCAGGGGACCUGGCAACGAGGAAACACUCUCAAAUGUGAUCUCACAGGGACUGAAGUUCCCUGAUAACCCAGCUGUCAGCUUCCAUGCACGAGAUUUGAUCAGAGGGUUGCUUGUAAAGGAGCCAGAGUAUCGGCUUGGCUCGUCAAGAGGAGCUGCUGAGAUCAAGCAGCAUCCCUUCUUCGAAGGCCUCAACUGGGCCUUGAUCCGGUGGACCGCGCCGCCAGAGGCUCCAAAAAGCUUUGAUGCUGCAACUCUCACGACGGCGGCACGCAAGAAAAAGGAAGGUAAAUGUCUGGAGUUCCGGCUGAAUGGAGACGACAUUGAGUUCGAGCUCUUUUAGUGGUAGCAGUAGUUGUAUUACUGUUGUAGUCCCAAGAAUAUAUCCAUAGCAUGGUAAGCUAGCUAGAUGUAGUCCCACUUCCCUGCAGUUUUCUGUUGAAAAUGAUAUGUCCGUUUGACAUUUGCCGAUGUUGGGAAGUAAACUAAGGUGGGCUGUUAAGCCUGUAACUUUAUUCCUUGUUAAUACCAUCAAAUAUCAGAAGAGCACGGUUUGGGAAAAUCCUGGGCACGUUCAAGAUGCAACUGGUAGAAUGCGUUGCCGUAUGCAUCAGUUUGUUCCUUGUUGGCUUCUGGAUUGAGCUGUGACUUGUUAGUUAAUGCUGGGAAGUGGGAAGUAAUAACUCAGUGUAAGGUCUGUAACUUUAUUCCAUGUUAAUAACAUAAAAGUUAGGAGCA
Molecule: messenger RNA, 3250 nt
Organism: Phragmites australis (common reed)
Lineage: Eukaryota; Viridiplantae; Streptophyta; Magnoliopsida; Poales; Poaceae
Product: serine/threonine-protein kinase D6PK-like
Exons: 3
Coding region: 453-2855 (800 amino acids)
Biological process (GO): protein phosphorylation
Cellular component (GO): cytoplasm; nucleus; plasma membrane
Molecular function (GO): ATP binding; protein serine/threonine kinase activity
Source: RefSeq, a predicted model, not a curated record